Messenger RNA from Lachancea fermentati, 1128 nucleotides. The record is from the annotation of a GenBank genome assembly. Lineage: Eukaryota; Fungi; Ascomycota; Saccharomycetes; Saccharomycetales; Saccharomycetaceae.
AUGUCUUCUACAGAGGCAUUUGAAAAUAUAAGAUCACGGAGUGUUUCUCCAUUGCCGAGUAGUGACGAUGGAAGGAUCAAACGGCUAUCUAAUGAAUAUUUGAAACCCAAUAUAGGUAUACUAUACCUGCUGAUAUCUAAUUUCUUCAACAGCAUUAUGGUUGUCUCAACUAAACUACUGGAAACAGAUCCUGAACUCGAGGUGCCCAUCAAACCUUUGCAAAUAUUAGUUGUACGAAUGCUUUUCACAGUUAUAGGAGCCGUGAUUUACAUGUACCUGAACAAAACAACCAUCUCGCAUGUGCCGUUUGGACCUCCUAAGAUGCGUAAAUGGCUGAUUCUGAGGGGUUGUGUUGGAUUUUUUGGCGUUUUUGGGAUGUACUACUCAUUGAUGUAUCUAUCAGUACCAGACGCCACUGUUAUCCUAUUCUUAGGGCCCUCCUUCACGGGUUUUCUCGCGUGGAUCAUUUUGAGAGAGAGAUAUUCUGUCAUCGAAGCCGUGGGAGGACUUAUCUCACUAUUCGGUGUUAUUCUCAUUGUAAGGCCAACUUUUCUAUUUGGUCCCGUGGUGUCAUCCGAAGGAAGCAGUGCGGAAUCCAGCAACCCACAUGAUAGAUUAAUCGCAACCUUAGUUGCGCUAUUUGGUACUCUGAAUGCCAGUAACGUAUGGAUCGUUAUCAGAUAUAUCGGUAGGAGGGCACACGCCAUUAUGAGUGUAACGUACUUUUCAUUCAUAACGUUUAUCAUUUCAUUGUUAGGGAUUCUCUUGAUUCCUUCGAUGACUUUCCAAAUACCACAGACUUCUAAACAAUGGUUUCUGUUCCUAGUAAUCGGGUUCUCGGGUUUCUUCAUGCAAUUGUCGCUAACUUUAGGGAUACAAAGAGAAAGAGCAGGUAGAGGAUCAUUCGUUGCUUAUACUCAAAUGAUAUACGCCCUCAUCUGGGAUUCAUUGAUCUGGCACCACCUCCCAGAAUUCUGGUCAUGGUGUGGAAUCACUAUUAUUAUCGGUUCUGCCGUAACUGUUUUGAGAUGCAAACCAAAACCAGAGGCAUCUCCCCCAGUUGACACAGAGAGCAAUCAAGAGGCAAUUCAGAUGGAGGACUUCGAAAUUGAUGACGAACUUAAAUAA